This is a messenger RNA of Pseudophryne corroboree (corroboree frog), 2485 nucleotides long. It is a transcript of the gene ADK, whose product is annotated as adenosine kinase. The record is from RefSeq and is a predicted model, not a curated record. Gene Ontology annotation, molecular function: adenosine kinase activity. The transcript has 11 exons. Gene Ontology annotation, cellular component: cytosol; nucleus. Lineage: Eukaryota; Metazoa; Chordata; Amphibia; Anura; Myobatrachidae. The coding region runs from base 188 to 1315 and encodes 375 amino acids. Gene Ontology annotation, biological process: purine ribonucleoside salvage; purine nucleobase metabolic process.
GGUCAGUGAUGGAGACUGUGCAGUGAGGGAGGGUGCAGGAGGAGAGAGAGAGCGCGGCAAGGACAGACUGAGACAGGCAGCAGCAGGCGGGGGAGAGAGAGGAUAGACUGCAGGAACGAGUGUGAUAGUCCUAGUGAGAGCUACAGCCACAGCACAUAUUAUCCACAGAAACUAACAGCCGGGCAACAUGAAGGUAGCGGCAGAAGAGCCCCAGCCCAAGAAGCAGAAGCUGGAGGAGAAGGCACUGAGCGAGAAUCUGCUGUUUGGGAUGGGAAAUCCCCUUCUGGAUAUCUGUGCUGUGGUGGACAAGGACUUUCUUGAUAAAUAUGGCUUGAAGGCAAAUGAUCAGAUUCUGGCUGAAGACAAACACAAGGAGUUGUUUGAAGAGCUGGUGAAAAAGUUCAAGGUUGAUUAUCAUGCCGGCGGCUCAACUCAAAAUUCCGUUAAAGUGGCUCAGUGGAUGAUCCAGAAGCCUUAUAAAGUGGCGACAUUUUUUGGAUGCAUCGGUACAGAUAAGUUUGGAGAGAUCUUGAAGAAGAAAGCAGAAGAGGCCCAUGUUGAUGCCCAUUACUACGAGCAGAGUGAGCAGCCCACGGGCACGUGUGCUGCUUGUAUUACCGGAGACAACAGGAAUAACAAGACCACCCUAACACUUGACACACAUUUUUCCAGGUCUCUGGUAGCAAACCUGGCUGCUGCUAAUUGCUAUGAUAAAACAAAGCACCUCGACCUGAAGGAAAACUGGCAGCUGGUAGAAAAAGCAAAAGUUUAUUACAUAGCAGGUUUCUUUCUUACGGUCUCCCCUGAAUCUAUCCUUAAAGUGGCCACCCAGUCCUCUGAACAUAACAAGAUCUUCUGCAUGAACCUGUCGGCACCAUUCAUCAGUCAGUUCUACAAGGACCCGCUUAUGAAAGCCAUGCCUUAUGUGGACAUUCUGUUUGGGAAUGAAACGGAAGCUGCUGCUUUUGCCAGGGAGCAAGGAUUUGAGACCGAAGAUAUUAAGGAGAUUGCCAAAAAGACUCAGGCGUUGCCAAAGGUGAACUCAAAAAAGCCAAGGGUGGUUGUGUUUACACAGGGACAUGAGGAAACUAUCAUGGCAACAGCGGAAGAAGUUGUGUCCUUCCCAGUGAUAGAAAUUGAUCAGAGUAAAAUAGUAGACACAAAUGGAGCUGGAGAUGCUUUUGUUGGGGGUUUCCUUUCUCAGUUGGUUUCUGAGCAACCCAUGGAGGAGUGUAUCAGAGCUGGUCAUUAUUCAGCCAAUGUGGUUAUCCGACGGUCUGGCUGCACUUUACCAGAGAAACCGGAGUUCAAAUAAUGAAAGGGAAUAAGAGCCUGUGAAAACAUAUAUUUUCUUGUCCCUACAUCACCCUCACCUCUUCACAGGCACAUUAAAGGAACUUGUACUUUCUGCUCCUGUCACCUCUAAAAAUGUUUUAUGUACCCUCCCCGUUCAUCUGUCUACCUCUGCUCCAGUGAUACUUGUCUAGUAUUUGGGGAGGGCAACUUCCAAUACUUAGGUUACCAGUAGGUGAUGUGAUGCUAAGAUAAGCCACAUUGUUAUUAAGGCAAUAUGCCAACAGCGCCUUUUUUCCAGUUUUUUUAAUCUUUUGUAAUGCUGCUGUUCCAUUCAUAAAUUAGUAAGUGUUGGUUACAGUCCUGGGAGGUCCCAGUAUAAGGUACAUACUCCUACUGCAUUCAUUUCUCCCCAGUACCUGACUUUAGAGCGUUUCCUAUACAUUUGUGCCCUCAAAUCAGCGCCCGAUCGUGUUUUGUAUGAUGUGCUCAUGUAUCUCCAUUUUUGGGGAAAAAAUACUAUUACAAUGUGUAAGCUUUAAUUCUGUCACUUACUGGUAACCAAACUCCUGUAAACCCUUUUCAUAUACAGGGAUGAACAGGAAGUAUGUACGCACACUCAUCCCUACAGCAGAAGUGCUGGGGGCUUUGUACCUGACAAAGCGCAGUGCUUGCACCCAUCUGUCACCGCGUUGCUGUACAUGUCCAUAGUUCACUCACUCUGCUGCUGUAUAAUUCCUUACUGGCGAUCUUUACAUACAGUGAAGCAGAAGCCUGUAGUAAUAAUAAUUGUAAUCUCCAUGACAAGAUGAACUGCCUUUCACCAGUGCCCUCAUACAACCCUGUGUAAGCUAUAAAUGUGUUUUGUGUUUUUGCUUUAUUUAAGAACUUGUAAAAACUGUCAAAAUCAGGUACAGAAUUUGUCUUGGUAUGUUAACCACGUUAUGCCAAAAUGUAUUUUGAAUCCGGACAUGGUCAAUGUGAGGCUGCCAACACCUGGUUGGGAAGCGUGCUGCUGGUCCUCUCUUGCAGUGGUUGGGUAACAACUCACAGUUUAGUAACAGUUUUAAAGAAAGCUUUUGUCUCUCUCCCUCCCCUUUUUAUUGGAAUGUGGCAGUUGGCAGAGUCUCUCUGUGACACAUUCUUACAAGGUGUAAUUUGAUACUGACGAAUAAAACAAAAUCGACUUGUA